AUGCCUGCCCAGUAUGUCUAUCUAAAACCAGGCGUCUUCACGGCCGUGGGGUUUUGCUAUGGCAAAGUUGACGCUUCAGCAAAGCGAGGCGGGAAGGUCAAGGUCAAGCUCGUUCGCAGUGGGCGGUGGACGGAAGCUCAACGCGAGACUAAGGAGCGGCAGUAUGAAGAGAUAGCCUCGAGAACGCGAGGAUCACUGGAUGUGAACUUUAACGGGACAGUAGUCAUCGCACAUGAGCCAAUAGCAGUGCUGGAUGUGGUAGUCGAGAUUUACGCGUUGCGGCCAUGUAUGGGCAAAAGUGUCAGUCUCAGUAUGCCACAAGAGCUUCGGCAAAAACACGAGCAAGUGUACAACAAGUUCAACGGUGUCGGGCAGGUCGCAGUGCGCGAAUCCACCCCGAUUCUUGAAGAAGUCGGCGCGAAACGUUUGGACGAGACGCAACUGCUGCCACUGCUCGACAUUACUAGUUUCGAGGUGAGUAUGUUACCUAUUCACCAUAUUCUCGACUAUGUGUACUACAAGGACGGUGGCCGCUCGCCCCCAGACGGAGUGUUAUUCGGCUUUUCGACCAAGUUCAAGCCGUGCCAGCCCGCCCCCAAGCGACUAGUGAAGGCGCAGGCACUGGGGCGGAACUGA
This is a messenger RNA of Phytophthora sojae, 636 nucleotides long. RefSeq lists its product as hypothetical. The coding region runs from base 1 to 636 and encodes 211 amino acids. The record is from RefSeq and is a predicted model, not a curated record. Lineage: Eukaryota; Oomycota; Peronosporomycetes; Peronosporales; Peronosporaceae. The transcript is spliced from 2 exons.